Molecule: messenger RNA, 932 nt
Organism: Selaginella moellendorffii
Lineage: Eukaryota; Viridiplantae; Streptophyta; Lycopodiopsida; Selaginellales; Selaginellaceae
Product: BTB/POZ domain-containing protein At3g56230
Exons: 3
Coding region: 12-830 (272 amino acids)
Molecular function (GO): protein binding
Source: RefSeq, a predicted model, not a curated record
GGUGGCCUUUGAUGGAUUGCUGCGUUUGUAGCAGCGUGGUGGUGGGAACGAUCGCUUACAGGCCUCCACGAAACACAAUCUGUGCUGGAUGCCUCGAGGGAGCGCAAUCGAUCCUGAGCGUGAGCAGCCGGAUCGAGCAAAAUUGGAAGCUGGGAGAAGAUGAUCGGCAACUAUCUUCCAAGAUCAUGCUACUUCACGCCUCGAAAAGGAUCGAGCAUCUGGAGCUCAUGGAAAGAGAGGCAUCGCGCAAGCUUAGAUUUCUCGAAUCGCUGGCGGUGGGAUUUCGAGAAGGGAUUCACACCGACGUGGAGCUCGUUGCCAACGAUGGUCACUCCAUUCGAGCACACCGCAUUGUCCUGGCCACAAAAUCAUCGUUUUUCAAGGUCUUGUUCGAAGUUGACGCUUGCAAAUCCGAGCACAGUGGAGCCGUGAUGGUCCCGGAGCUCCUCAACCACAGCCAACUCGAGAACUUCAUCGAGUUUCUCUACAGCGCUCGAAUCAGCGACGACGAUCUAUCCAAAAACUCGGCGUCUCUUCUCGUCGCGGCGGACAAGUAUGAUAUCCCAGCUCUGGCCAGAACUUGCGAGGAGUAUCUUACGAGCAGUGUAACUUCUUCCAAUGUGCUGGAGAUGCUCGAGCUCGCAACUCUCUGUUCUGCCGAGGCUCUCAAAGAAUCGGCAGUGAAGACAGUGAUCGACGAUUACCAAACGAUACUUUUCUCCAAAGAGUACGAAGAGUUUGCGUUGAGAUCUUCCAUGGUGGCUCUGGAGAUCUCCAGAGCUGUUAUAAGCCACCUUUCAAGUUUGAGAGAAGAAAUAGACAAGCUAUGAAAAGAGAAAAGUUUGGCAUUUGUUCUAUUGUCCAAAGGCUCUCCCUUUAUUGCUCGCCAAACGAAAGAGUACCUUCUUCCAAAUUUUCCAGCCAAAUUCAAA